This is a messenger RNA of Musa acuminata AAA Group (dessert banana), 750 nucleotides long. RefSeq names its product em-like protein GEA6. The transcript is spliced from 2 exons. Gene Ontology annotation, cellular component: cytosol. Gene Ontology annotation, biological process: response to abscisic acid. NCBI's taxonomy places the organism in Eukaryota, Viridiplantae, Streptophyta, Magnoliopsida, Zingiberales, Musaceae. The coding region runs from base 241 to 492 and encodes 83 amino acids. The record is from RefSeq and is a predicted model, not a curated record.
ACGUUUAGUAUGUGUUGUUCUUCUCAGGACUCCCUCGGUCAUGCAAACAGUGGAUUCGUGUCGUUGUUUCCUGCACAUACGCCCGACGUGUCGCCACCAGAAACCAUGAACCCUCGGUUUCGUCCAUGUAAACUCGUACGCGGCACGCUCUCCGUCCAUCUCCCGUGGUCUUUCCGUCUCUAUUUAUGAUGGCGACAAGGUGAUAUACAUUCUCGUUAAAGGUGCGAGUUAGAAGGAUCGAUGUCGACGGAACAGGAGCGGCGCGAACUCGACGAGAGGGCGAGGAAGGGUGAGACCGUCGUCCCCGGCGGAACGGGCGGGAAGAGCCUGGAGGCGCAGGAGCACCUAGCGGAAGGGCGUAGCCGCGGUGGGCAGACGAGGAAGGAGCAGCUGGGCACGGAAGGGUACCAGGAGAUGGGGCGCAAGGGCGGGCACAGCACCGGAGUCGGAGGGGCGAUGCGCGAGGGCGGCGACGUCGACGAGACCAAGUGAGGGAUGGUGGAUGUAGGGGUGAGGAGCAGCCGGUGGGCGUGGGUUUGGGGUUUGCGUCUGUUAGUGUUGGGGUCGUCUUGUGCCACGCUCGUCUCAGUAUCCGACCUCUGAAUGGUAACGUGUGUGGUUCUCGUGGUCUGCUUCAAUGGAGUCCGUGGUUUGGUUUAAUCGACUUUGCGGCGUUCGUGAUCCUGUGAGACCAUUUGUUGCUGUUCUUUCUUGCUGUAUCCACUUGUGUUCAUGAUGGUUUCACCCUCA